CUUUUCUCUUUCUUCUCUUUCCUCUUUCUCUUUCUAGUCUGUUCUUCUUCUUCCUUUCUUCUUUAUCCAUCAGUCUUCAUCCAAACUCCUUUUCUUUACCCUAGUUUUUACAUUACAGUCAAAGCAACAUGACCAACGCCAACAAGAUCAACGGAGGAACCGUCGUCGAGAUGCAGGGUGAUGAGAUGACUCGCAUCAUCUGGGACGGCAUUCGUGACAAGUUGAUUCUCCCAUAUGUUGACCUUGACAUCAAGUUCUUUGAUCUUGGCAUGGAGUACCGUGAUCAGACUGACGAUCAAGUCACCAUUGAUGCCGCUGAGGCUAUCAAAAAGUACAAGGUCGGCAUCAAGUGCGCCACUAUCACCCCAGAUGAGGCCCGUGUUGAGGAGUUCAAGCUCAAGAAGAUGUGGAAAUCACCCAACGGUACCAUCCGCAAUAUCUUGGGAGGCACUGUUUUCCGUGAGCCCAUUCUUUGCAAGAACAUCCCUCGCUUGGUCCCUGGCUGGACAAAGCCCAUCAUCUUGGGACGUCAUGCCUUCGGUGAUCAGUACAAGGCCACAGACAUCGUUGUCGAUGGCCCCGGUCGCUUGGAGUUGGUCUUCACCCCCGCAGAUGGCUCGGAGAAGAAGAACUUGGUCGUCUAUGACUUUGAGGGACCCGGUGUUGCCAUGGGAAUGUACAACCAUGAUGAGUCCAUCAUCGGAUUCGCUCACUCAUGCUUCAAGGUCGCUAUUGAAAAGUCAUACCCCUUGUACAUGUCGACCAAGAACACAAUCUUGAAGAAGUACGAUGGUCGCUUCAAGGAUAUCUUCCAAGAGAUCUACGAGCGUGAUUACAAGGAGCAGUUCGAGGCCAAGAAGAUUUGGUAUGAGCAUCGUUUGAUCGAUGAUAUGGUCGCUCAGAUGUUAAAGUCCUCUGGAGGCUUCGUCUGGGCCUGCAAAAACUAUGAUGGUGAUGUCCAAUCUGAUAUCGUUGCUCAGGGCUAUGGUUCCCUUGGUCUGAUGACCUCAGUCCUCUUGACCCCCGAUGGUCAGUGCUGUGAGGCCGAGGCCGCUCACGGAACUGUUACCCGUCAUUACCGUGAGCACCAAAAGGGUCGGGAGACCUCCACAAACCCCAUUGCCUCCAUCUUUGCCUGGACCCGUGGUCUGGAGUUCCGUGCCAAGAUCGAUAACAACGAGGCCUUGAAGGAGUUUGCUCAUCAGUUGGAGGCUGUCUGCAUCGAGACCAUCGAGGCUGGUGACAUGACCAAGGACUUGGCCCUGAUCAUCCAUGGCAAGGACAUGAAGCGUGAGCACUACUUGAAUACUUUUGAAUUCUUGGAUCGUUUGGCUGAAAACUUGCAAAAGAAGCGUAGCGCUUAAAAGAAAAAAAAGG
Molecule: messenger RNA, 1377 nt
Organism: Lobosporangium transversale
Lineage: Eukaryota; Fungi; Mortierellomycota; Mortierellomycetes; Mortierellales; Mortierellaceae
Product: isocitrate dehydrogenase [NADP] cytoplasmic-like protein
Exons: 7
Coding region: 129-1364 (411 amino acids)
Biological process (GO): isocitrate metabolic process
Cellular component (GO): cytosol; mitochondrion; peroxisome
Molecular function (GO): magnesium ion binding; NAD binding; isocitrate dehydrogenase (NADP+) activity
Source: RefSeq, a predicted model, not a curated record